AUGUGUAUUAACACAAGGGCCCCCAGCCACACAGGGCCUCCAGUCACACAGGGCCCCAGUCACACAGGCCCCCAGCCCACAGGGGCCCCAGCCACAGGGCCCCCAGUCAUCACAGGGCCCCUCAGCCACACAGGGCCUCCAGCCACAGGGCCCCAGUCACACAGGGCCCCAGCCACACAGGGCCUCCACACAUACAGGGGCCCCAGUCAUACAGCCCCCCAGUCACAGGCCCCCCAGCCAUACAGGGCCUCCAGUCAUACAGGGCCCCCAGUCAUACAGAGCCCCAGUCACACAGGGCCCCCAGUCAAGCAGGGCCCCCAGUCAUACAGGGCCCCCAGUCAUACAGGGGCCCCAGUCAUACAGGGGCCUCCAGUCAUACAGGGCCCCCAGUCACAGGGCCCAGUCAUACAGGGCCCCCCAGUCUCAUACAGGGGCCCAGUCACACAGGGCCCCCAGCCACAGAGGGCCCCAGUCACACAGGCCCCCAGUCACUACAGGGCCCCAGUCACACAGGGCCCCCCACAGCACAGGGCUCCAGCCCACACAGGGCCCCAGUCAUACAGGGCCUCCAGUCACACAGGCCCCCAGUCAUACAGGGCCCAGUCACACAGGGCCCCCAGUCAUACAGGGCCCCCAGUCAUACAGGGCCUCAGUCACACAGGGCCUCCAGUCAUACAGGGCCUCCACACAGGGCCCCAGUCAUACAGGGCCCCAGUCAUACAGGGCCUCCAGUCAUACAGGGCCCCCAGUCAUGCAGGCCCCAGUCACACAGGGCCCCCCCAGUCACACAGGGCCCCCAGUCACACAGGGCCCCCAGUCAAACAGGGCUCCAGUCAUACAGGGCCCCCAGUCGACAGGGCUCCAGUCACAAGAGGGCCCCCCAGCACAGGCCCAGUCAUACAGGGCCCCCAGUCACAUACAGGGCCUCCAGCACAGAGCCCAGUCACAGGGCCCCAGCUCAACAGGACCCCCAGCCACACAGGGCUCCAGUCACACAGGGCCCCCCAGUCACACAGGGCCCCCAGUCAUACAGAGCCCCAGUCAUACAGAGCCCCCAGUCAUACAGGGCGCCCCAGUCAUGAGGGCCCCAGCCAACAGAGCCCAGUCAUACAGGGCCCCCAGUCAUACAGGGCCCCCAGUCAACAGGGCCCCCAGCCAUACAGGGCCUCCAGACACAGGGCCCCCAGUCAUACAGAGCCCCCAGCCACAGAGCCCCCAGCCAUACAGGGCCUCCAGUCAGCAGGGCCCCCAGUCACAGGGCCCCAGAACAUACACAGAGCCCCAGUCACACAGGGCCCCCAGUCAUACAGGGGCCCCCAGCCACAGGGCCCCCAGCCAUACAGGGCCCCAGUCACACAGGGCCCCAGCUCAACAGAGGCACCAGCCACAGACAGGGCCCCAGUCACAGGGCCCCCCCCAGCCACACAGAGCCCCCCAGCCACACAGGGCCUCCAGUCACACAGGGCCCCAGCCAUACAGAGCCUCAAGUCAUCACAGGGCCCCCCAGCCAUACAGAGCCCCCACAGCCAUACAGGGCCUCCAGUCACACACAGGGCCCCACACAGGGCCCCUCCAGUCAUGCAGGGCCCCAGUCAUACAGAGCCCCCAGCCAUACACAGGGCCCAGUCAUGCAGGGCCCCCAGUCAUGCAGAGCCCAGCCAUACAGGGCCUCCAGUCAUGCAGGGCCCCAGCCAUACAGGGCCUCCAGUCAUGCAGGGCCCCCCAGCUGCUGGCAGAGCCUCCAGCCAUUCAGGGCCUCCAGUCAUGCAGGCCCCCAGUCAACAGAGCCCCCAGCCACACAGGGCCUCCAGUCAUGCAGGGCCCCAGCCACAGGCCUCCCCAGUCAUGCAGGGCCCCCCAGUCAAUGGCAGGGCCUCCAGUCAUACAGGGCCUCCCAGUCACAGAGCCCUUAGCCACACAGGGCCCCAGUCACACAGAGCCCCCAGUCAUACAGGGCCUCCAGUCAUACAGGGCCUCCAGUCACACAGGGCCCCCAGCCAUACAGGGCCCCCAGUCAUGCAGGGCCCCAGCCACACAGGCCCCCAGCUACAGGGCCUCCAGUCAACAGAGCCCCCAGUCAUACAGGACCCCCCAGCCAUACAGGGCCUCCAGUCAUACAGAGCCCCCAGCCACAGGGCCUCCAGCCACAGGCCCCCCAGCCACAGGGCCCUCCAGCCAUACAUGAGCCCCCCAGCCAUACAGGGCCCCCUGUCACACAGGGGCCCCAGCCACACAGGGCCUCCAGUCAUACAGUGCCUCCAGCCAUACAGGGCCCUCCAGUCAUACAGGGCCUCCAGUCACAGGGCCUCCAGUCAUGCAGGGCCCCCAGUCAUCACAGGGCCUCCAGUCAUGCAGGGCCUCCAGCCAGCAGGGCCCCCAGCCACAGGGCCUCCAGUCAUGCAGGGCCCCAGCCACACAGGGCCUCCAGUCACAGGGCUUCCAGUCAUGCAGGGCCCCCCAGCCACAGAGCCCCCAGCCACACAGGGCUCUCCAGUCAUGCAGGGCCCCCAGCCAUACAGAGCCCCGAACACACAGAGUGCCCAGUCACACAGGGCCUCCAGUCAUGCAGGGCCCCCAGACACAGGGCCCCAGUCACACAGAGCCCCAGCCACAGGGCCUCCAGUCAUGCAGGGCCCCAGCCAUACAGAGCCCCCAGCCAACAGAGGGCCCCAGUCAUGCAGGGCCCCCAGCCAUACAGGGCCUCCAGCCACACAGAGCCCCCCAGCCACAUGCAGGGCCUCCAGUCAUGCAGGGCCCCAGCCACAGAGCCCCCAGCCACAAGGGCCUCCAUCAUGCAGGGCCCCAGUCAUACAGAGCCCCAGCCAUACAGGCCCAGUCAUGCAGGGCCCCCCAGCCAUACAGGGCCUCCAGUCAUGCAGGGCCCCCAGCCAUACAGAGCUCUCCAGCCAUACAGGGCUCAGCCACGCAGGGCCCUCAGCCAUACAGGAGCCCCCAGCCAUACAGGGCCUCCAGCAGGGCCCCAGCCAUACAGGGCCUCCAGUCACUGCAGGGCCCCCAGCGCCAGCUCAGAGCCCCAGCCACACAGGCCCUCCAUCAUGCAGGGCCCCCAGCCACACAGAGCCCCCAGUCAUACAGGGCCUCCAGUCAUGCAGGGCCCCCAGCCAUACAGGGCCUCCAGUCAUGCAGGGCCCCCCAGCCAUCACAGGGCCUCCAGUCCAUGCAGAGAGCCCCCCAGCCACAGCCUCCAGUCAUGCAGGCCCCCAGCCAUACAGAGCUCCGCAAGCCACACAGGGCCCCCAGCAUGAGGGCCUCCACAGCCAUACAGAGCCCCCAGCCAACAGGGGCCCCAGUCAUCAGCAGGGGCCCCAGUCAGCACAGAGCCUCCCAGCCAUACAGGGCUCUCCAGCCAUGCAGGGCCCCCCAGCCAUACAGGGGCCCAGUCACACAGAGCACCCCCAGCCAUACAGGGCCUCCAGUCAUGCAGGGCCCCCAGCCAUACAGGCCUCCUGA
Messenger RNA from Homarus americanus (American lobster), 3471 nucleotides. Its product is annotated as basic proline-rich protein-like. The record is from RefSeq and is a predicted model, not a curated record. Lineage: Eukaryota; Metazoa; Arthropoda; Malacostraca; Decapoda; Nephropidae. The transcript is spliced from 2 exons. The coding region runs from base 1 to 3471 and encodes 1156 amino acids.